CAUCACUUUAACACCAGGCGUCGUCAGCGGCCAGCUCGAGCGACCGAGCUCAGUUCACAGUUGCGUUUAGCAAUAGGUCGUGAGUGGUGUGUAUAACGAGGCUUAACUUACAUCGCCGAAUACAUAGUAUUAAGGGACAGUUGGCACUUUUGUAUUCCAUGGUUUGCGACGUCCACUAAAAAAUGGACGAUUUCAACAAGAUACGGACCAUUUGUUUCCAAAGGAACACAUUAUGGUGCGAUCCUGACUUCCCUGCAGAAAUAAUUUCACUAUUUUAUCAUCAAAUCCCCGAUGUCCAAUUCGAAUGGAAGAGGCCGGCUGAAAUGCAUGAAAAUCCGAUUUUUAUCGAUGACACCUUUCAUGGUUUUGAUCUCGAUAAUGGCCCACUCGGAGAUUCGUGGCUAAUGGGUUGUAUGGAGGUUCUCCACAAGUUUAGGGGAAUUUUCAAACAUGUCGUGCCAUUAGAACAAGACUUCCAAUCAAAUUAUGCCGGGAUUUUCAGAUUUCGUAUAUGGUGGAACGGAAAAUGGGAAGUUGUAAUCAUUGAUGACAGAUUACCAACUGUGAAUGGAGAGCUCGUUUUCAUACACAACACUCACGGCAUGCAGUUUUGGGCAGCUCUAUUGGAAAAAGCUUAUGCAAAAUUGCACGGUUCCUAUGAAGCCCUUAAAUAUGGCAAUGCAGAGGACGGUCUUAUGGACCUCACUGGGGGCAUAGUUGAAAUUAGUUCAUUGCCUCUUCUAAAUCAGGUGCAAAUAUUAUAUCACCGCUUACAAUCAGUUUCAACUAUCGCUCUUGCAUUUGCUCCGUCAGGACCUGGACCAUUCGAAUCAAUUACGAAUUCUAAACUAUUUCUUAUAUACGAAAUAGAUAAAGUUAAUACCUCAGAUGGUUUUAUCUAUAUAGUCCGUAUAGUAGUACCCCUCUUACCACCUGGUGACCAAAAGCUUAAUCGAUUCUUCGAACUUAAUUAUAAUGCCAUAUGGGAUUCCUUAUCGGCAUUUAAAAAGAAUGAAAUAUUGUCAACUGAACAGGGAUUCUGGGUACCAUUUAGCGAGCUUGAAAAAAUUAUCACUUGUAUGCGAUUAUUACACUUCGAUGUAGAAUCUUGUCAACUAGAACCCACUUUUACGUACAAAACCAAAUGGUUUUCAAAAAACCGCCAAGGAAGCUGGGUAAAGGGAGUGACAGCUGGAGGUUGCAAGAACAAUACUGAGUCAUUCCACUUAAACCCACAAUUUCAAUUUUUGAUAGAUAGUCGGACUCCAAUUAUUAUAUCACUUCAGCAAAGCAAUUCAUUGGAAUCGCAAGUCAUUGGCUUUACUGUUCAUAGGUUAAAAUUCAUCUUAAAGGAAAAAGCUUCAGACAGCUUAUUAACCAACACUGACGUUUUACUAAAUGCUCACUAUUCAAAUGCUCGCCACGUUAGUGCUAUGGCUCUCAUUGAACCUGGCAUAUAUGUGAUUAUACCAACGACGUAUGAACCUCGUAAAGAAGGCAGUUUUACACUUAGAAUAUUCACAUUGAAACCAAUUACAAUAUCAAAUGAAUUGGACAUCCGCGCACGUCUACUUAAUCAAAUUGUGUUUGAAGCCGAUUCUGUAUUAAAUAAUAGUAAUAUAUUAACACCAUACAACAUAUUAUUCCUUCAAUUAGCAGAUGAACAUAAAACUGUAGAUGCCUUUGGUCUUCAAGAUGUCUUAGAAAAAUCAUUGCCAAAUGACUACUUACAAAGUUGUGCCACAAUAGAAACUUGUAGGCAAAUAAUAUUAGGUAUGGAAAUGCCAAACAAGAAAGACCUUAUAGGUCGUAUUCACUUAAAAAGCUAUAAAAAUUUAUUGAUCAGUCUUUGGCACUGGGAAGAAAUAUUUAGAGUGUAUACCACUAAAACAAGGGGAGUGCUUGUGGUGGAAAGGCUUCAUGCUGCUUUAGCCAAAGUUGGCUUUAUGCUUAGUAAAAAAUUAAUGGCGAUAUUAGUGUUCAAAUACAUGAGGAGGGAUGGUACACUCCGAUUUGGCGACUUUGUCUCUGCUAUAUUUUAUUUAAAAAGAGAGUUUGGCAACUGCAAGGGUGCUCCGAGCUUGCCAUGAGUAUAAAAACAAAUAAUUGUAUCUAUAUAUUGUAUAUAUUAUCUUUAUCUAUAACACCAGCCAGCUUAAAUUUAAACAUCUACAAUUUAUAUUAUGAGAGAUACCUAGUAAAUUUAACAAACUGUUUACUGCAAUUAAGUUUUUUUAUUGAUUAAAAAUCACAUUUACAAAACAAAUGUAUGUAAUUCACAAUAAAUAAAGCAUUAAUCUGGCAUGGUUUUAAGUUGUCUGUGAUUUUAAAUGUUUUUAAUAUGACAAUAAUUAAGGAAGCAAUGAAGGUGCAUGGAUGUGAUAAUGUGUACAUAGGCAUGUAAAGCCAUA
Molecule: messenger RNA, 2411 nt
Organism: Pieris napi
Lineage: Eukaryota; Metazoa; Arthropoda; Insecta; Lepidoptera; Pieridae
Gene: CalpC
Product: calpain-C
Exons: 10
Coding region: 183-2090 (635 amino acids)
Biological process (GO): proteolysis
Cellular component (GO): cytoplasm
Molecular function (GO): calcium-dependent cysteine-type endopeptidase activity
Source: RefSeq, a predicted model, not a curated record